UGUGACCGUUUGCACAUGUGCGUGCACGUAAAGGCGAGUGAACGCUCAUGCAAUUAACGGCUGCGCUGUUUUUCUUCAACCGUGAGAUGGCGAUAGGCAAAGUUGCUCGGUGGCUCUCGCUUUGGUUGGAGGUUAGAGUCGACUGUCGAGUUUAGUUUAGUUAGAGUUCGAACUCUCUGACCGAAGAUCAGUGCAUGUUGACGAAGAUCGGUGAGCGGUGUUCUUGACUGGGCCUCUUUUCGUUGACGGAUGGCCAGAGUGCGCAAAUCGCUGACCAACACGUCCACGUCCUGACCUCAUUUUCGUCCAGCCGCUGUCGAGCGAUGGGCAACCAGGUGGGCAAGAAGGUCAGCGAUAAGGCCUCGUCAGACGAGCAUAAGAGCACUACUAGCUCAGUGACGCCAAGUGUCAACAGUCAGCAGGUCACCGCUGAUAUGUCGAGAAGCUCCUCCGGCGCCGACAUCCAAAACCAUUCGCACACCCAGUUCCUGCCCAUAGACAGACUUGCAAAGAUUUUAACAGAAAUAUCGCAAAAAGAAGAAGCUGUAAAUGGCAUCACACGGACAGUCUUUCAAAAGUACCUAUUUCCCCACCAUCAAUUUCUUGCUGAUCGACUAUUCACACAUUUGCAUACUUCAUCAAAGGCUACCACUAUGCACUUAGGCCAAUCUGCAUUCAAACAGCAGGCUGAAAAAUUUUUAGCUAUAAUGAAUGAUCAAACAGUACUUGAGAACUAUGUCAAAAUGUUUUCCAAAAAUAAGGAAGAGAGUGAAAUUACGCCGGAUGGACUUAAAGAGUUACUUAUUAUUUCUUAUCGAUUAGCUAUGUGCAUAGAAGAUGGACAUGGAUUUUGUCCACAAUUAUUUAAUACUGUAGCUGCUGUAGUUACUUCAUGUUUUCACGGCAAAGAUACUUUAUCAGUCAGUUUUGUAAGUAACUGGCUUUGGCAAAACUGUUCCCGAAUUGUGUUUGGAAUGCACAGGUAUCUGGUUCACACCUUAACCACGGCAUAUCGUAGUGGUAAAACACUUAUGUCUAGUGAAGAGUCAGGUCCUCAUUUAGUACCAUCAACACCUAUUCUUGAUCAACCAGACAAUGUUGACUUUUCAGAAACACUUUUACCUAUUAGUCAUGUCUGGAUAUUGACUGCAACUUUACCAUCCUGUUAUAUAAAGACAGAAGAGGACUUGCACAAAGAUGGCAUGCAAGCAUUGAUAACAAAAAUGUCAGGCGCCGUGUGUCCUCGCCACUGGACCUUGCUAUACAACAGCAAUCAACACGGGGCCGGUGCGAAUCGUUUUUUGCAUCACGUACUCGGCUACAAAGGCCCGACUUUGGUGUUCAUCCGGGGCGUGAGCGACACUGAUGAUAAGCGCACCUAUCCAACCUACUGCGUGUGCUCAGCGCUCGAGUGGCGCGAGUCCCACCUGUAUUGGGGUAACGAGGACUCGGUGGUUGUCGAGUUGCUCCCCAACUUCCGCGUGGUUGAGAAGGGCUCAAAGAUGCUUUACUUGAACACGGGCAUCCGGGGCUACCCGCAGGGCUUGCGUGCCGGCCUCGACCCGCGUAACCCGAAGGUCAUCAUCGACCAAAACUUCAACGAGGUCAAUUUUGCCGGAGUGCCUUAUCAGCUGGCUAGUCUCGAAGUCUGGGGCUGCGGCGACACCAAGUCCAGAGAGAGACAGCUGGAAAUCAAGAAGUGGCAGGUCAAGGAGGCUGAGAAGCAAAGGGUGGUCAAGCUUAGUACUGCCGAGUGGCUGGAUCAUCCGGACCGCUACCUCCUCGAGCUCGCCGGUCGGCCAUCCUACAACAACUCCAGUAGCUAAACCGAAUAUCUACUUCCUUUUUUGUUGAACAAUUGUACAUAUGUAUAUAUAUAUAUACGCAAACGCUCAAGCUCACAAUGCUAAUUCGUCCUACAUUUUAAACUACCGAUUGUUCACGGCGCUGCAUGCUUCUCUUUCUUGUUUUUCUAAAAGAAUUUAUUAAAGUUGUUGAAAAAUAUUCGCUCAUCCAAUGUUACAUGCCUUUUUGCAAUUAAUUAAU
Molecule: messenger RNA, 2046 nt
Organism: Phymastichus coffea
Lineage: Eukaryota; Metazoa; Arthropoda; Insecta; Hymenoptera; Eulophidae
Exons: 5
Coding region: 324-1826 (500 amino acids)
Source: RefSeq, a predicted model, not a curated record